Ordospora colligata OC4 is the source of this 3726-nucleotide messenger RNA. Its product is annotated as DEAD-like helicase. NCBI's taxonomy places the organism in Eukaryota, Fungi, Microsporidia, Ordosporidae. The transcript has a single exon. The coding region runs from base 1 to 3726 and encodes 1241 amino acids. Gene Ontology annotation, biological process: chromatin remodeling; regulation of gene expression. Gene Ontology annotation, molecular function: ATP binding; ATP-dependent chromatin remodeler activity; histone binding. The record is from RefSeq and is a predicted model, not a curated record. Gene Ontology annotation, cellular component: chromatin; nucleus.
AUGAGUUCCAAGAGUGAAAGUGUAGCAAGCUCGAUUAGUAGCUGUGAUGAGUCGAGUGAGAAGGAAGUGAUGCCAAGGAAGCGUGGAAGGCCUCGCAAGAAUGAUGGGACACUGGGAAGACAGGCACGGCAGAAGGUGAAUCCGAUGCUUUAUCAAUCGCCGCUUGGGUAUCAAUAUAUGGCACCAUCUGGAGUGAUGAGAGUACCUUUACAGUAUGGAUUUGAGAACCGAUUUGAUUUUAAGCAUGGAUUUGGAGGAUAUUCGCAUGGUGCAGAGAUGAAGAUAAUGCAUGGAAUGGAGGAAAGGAGGCCUACAAGGAGUGUCAGUAAGGAAAGAGUGCAAGAAAGAAAUGUUUAUGUGCCUGAGAGGAGACAGAAGCGCAGUGCAGCGAUGGUUCGACGAAAUAAUGCGCCUGAUAGUGAAAGCAGUGUAAGUGAGCAGAACGAGGAGGAGUCUGACGAUGGGAUUGAGAAGCUUUUGAAGUAUGAUGAGGAGAAUGAGAAGUAUUUUGUGAAGUUUCGCAACAAGAGCUACCUGCACUGUGAAUGGAUAGAUAAGGAGGUGAUAAUGGCAACGAAGAUUGGAGCGAUGAAGGUGAAGAAGUUUAAAGCGACAGAAGUACCGUUCAAUCCGGACUUUCUGAAGGUGGGCAGAAUAUUGCAUGAGGACUAUGAUGGAGAGAAGGUAUUUUUGGUGAAGUGGAAGGGGCAACCGUAUGAGCUAUCUACGUUUGAAACGGCAGAGAAUGUGACGAAAUGUGAGCUAUUUGAGGAAGAGCUGCGAAAGUACAGGGACAGAAAGAAGAUGCGCAACAUGAGAGUUGGGAUUGACUGGAGGCCACCUAGGGAGAACUUUAUCAAAUAUGAAGAGUCGCCAGUGUUUAAGGGAAGCAACCGACUCCGGGAGUACCAGCUGGAAGGGCUGAACUGGUUGUUGAACAGAUGGUAUUACCGGCAGAGCUGUAUUAUGGCGGAUGAGAUGGGGUUAGGAAAGACUGUGCAGUCUGUUACGUUUAUCAAUACGCUUUUUACGAAGUAUGAAUAUAGUGCGCCUAUUCUAAUAGUGACACCUCUGAGUAUUAUUCCUCAUUGGGAGCGGGAAUUUGAGGCAUGGACAGAUUUGCGGGUGUUGAAGUACCACGAAAGCAGACCAGGAAGGGCGUUAAUUGCAGAGUAUGAGUUUGUGCUUCGUAGGAACAAUCUUGAGAUCAGAUUGUUUGAUGUGCUGAUUACUACGUAUGACACUGUGAUGGCUGAACAGGAGCAUCUGAGCCAGUUCCAUUUUUCAGUUGGAAUAUUUGAUGAAGCACACCGACUUAAGAACUCUAAGUCUAAAGCUGCAAGCGUGCUAAGAACGCUGAAGUUCAAUCACAAGGUGUUACUGAGCGGAACGCCGAUUCAGAACAAUAUAUCUGAGUUGUGGUCGCUGUUGAACUUUAUUGAUCCUGGCAGGUUUGCGAGCCAGCUGAGCUUUCUGGAUGAGUUCAAGAUGGAGAAUAUCAAUGAUGUUGAGAAGCUUCAGGGGUUAUUGCGACCGUUGAUGUUGAGGAGAAUGAAGGAGGAUGUUGAAAAGAGCAUACCUUCGAAGGAAGAGACGAUUAUUGAGGUUGCGUUGACGAUGAUACAGAAGAGGUUUUACAGGGCAAUUCUUGAGAGGAAUAUUGAGUUUUUGACGAAAGGAGGAAAGGAGUCUGCGCCAAAUCUGCUGAAUGUGAUGAUGGAGUUGCGUAAGUGCUGUAUCCACCCGUACUUAAUUAAAGGGGCUGAGGAGCAGAUUCUCAGCGGGUAUAUGAAGAAGAAGAAGGAGAGGAGCAAAAAUGAGGGAGAUACUGAAGUGCCAGCUGGGGAAGGAAUGGCAGCUGAAGGAGAAAAUCAGGAAGUAGGAGUUCUUGGGGAUAUUGAUGAGUAUUAUAAGGUGUUUAUACAGAGCAGUGGAAAACUUGUUCUGCUUGAUAAGCUUUUAGGGAAGUUAAAGGAGGGGCAUAAAGUUCUUAUUUUUUCCCAGAUGACAAGAUGCCUUGAUUUGCUUGCGGAAUACCUUACGUAUAGGAAAUACAAGUAUGAGCGAAUUGACGGAGGGGCAAGAACAGAGAAUCGGCAAGCAGCUAUUGACAGGUUUAGUGAUAAGGAAAGUGAUGUUUUUGUGUUUUUGUUGAGUACGCGUGCAGGAGGAGUGGGAAUAAACCUGACGGCGGCAGACACUGUUAUUAUUUUUGACUCGGAUUGGAAUCCUCAGGCAGAUCUACAGGCACAGGCAAGAUGUCAUAGGAUUGGGCAGACAAGUGAGGUGAAGGUGUACAGACUGGUGACUGAGAAUACAUAUGAGAGAGAAAUGUUUGAUAAAGCGGGGUUAAAGCUUGGACUUGAUAAAGCAGUGUUACAGAAGAUGACGUUUGAGGAGCAGAAGAGCGAGAAGACAAAAAAGAAGGAUGCGAUUGAAGUUCUUCUUCGUAAGGGAGCAUAUGGAGUUCUUAUGGAGACUGAUGAUGCAUCGAGUAGAAAGUUCUGUGAGGAGGACAUUGAUCAAAUUUUAGAGAGACGUACGAAGAUAGUGAAGCACAGCGAUGGAGGUAAUGUGUUUUCGAAGGCAUCGUUCCAGGUUGAAGAGGAUGUUGAUGAUCCUGAUUUCUGGGAGAAUCUCCUGAGCAAGAAGAGAAGUGAGGAAAGUGAAGGAAGGGUGCGAAGGCAGAUGAGAAGACUUGCAAGGGAAGGAGGGCUUUCUACUGAGGAAGUGAAUGAGAUUGAUGAAUUAUUGAAGAUGGAGCUUGAAGACAAGGAUGAGAAUGUGUUUUAUGAGAAUGAAUGUUUGCUGAUAUUCCUGGGAGUGUUAAGGUAUGGAUUCAGGUCUGUUGGGCUUGAUAUACUAAAGAGUGGAAGUGAAGCAGCAGAUAAGGGAAUUGUUAUUGAGCAGAGUAAGCGAUUUAAAGAGACUGAAGGGCACUUCAAGUAUAUUAUGAAGUAUAAUGUUGAUCAGCUGCAGAGCUCUAAAGUCAGAUCUGAUUUUUGUGAUAGCAUUGGAGAGUUUUUGGUGGAUAAUUAUGAUCCGUCAUUAUUUUCUAAGUUUGAGCAUGUGUAUAAGAAGUAUGGAGAGAGAUUUUUGCUCCGAGUGCAGGCGGUGAUGAUGCUUGUAUCGCUUGUGAAUACUGAAGAUCUUAUUGUUGAGAAGGUGAGGGGAUGGAGUGGAGAAGAUGAUAAGAGGCUUGUUGAGCUUGUGUUGGGAUAUGGAUAUGAUUGCUAUCCUGAGGUUGUGAAUAACAAGAGUGUGGAUGAUAUGAAUCAAAGGGUACGGAAGAUUAUUUCGACGCUUAGUAGGAAGAAGGAGAUACGUGAGAAUGACAAUCUGUUUCACAAGGCAAUAAUGAAUUUUGGAAAGAUUACUGAAGAGAACCGUGAGAGUGUGGAGAAGUAUUUAGGAGAUAAGAAUGUAGAAGGGCUUGAGGAGACUAUCAAUGGAAUAGUUGAGGAGACCAAGAGACACAAGAUGAGCAGCUCAGAGGUUGAGUGUUCUGAUAGAAUGGCCUGGUUUGAUGGGGUUAGGGAGAUGGAGAAACUUCCUACUUUAAAGAGAGGUAUGCUGCCUAAGAAUUGGAAUGUAGAUAUGGUUUAUGGCCUAAGGGAUGAGCUGUUGAAGAAUGGACUUGCUGCAUGUAUUGAGAAGUAUGAUGUUAAUGAGGAGAUGCUGGUGAAGAAGCUUGAGGCGUUGUUUUCUUGCAGUCGGUCUGCGUAA